GGGGUCAAAGGGCACGCGGCGUCGGUGUCAUGGCCGCCUCCAUGCUGGGUUCGGCGUGGGGCCCGCUACGGCUUGGCCUUCCGGGCCUGUGCCGCCGCCGGCCGCCCGGCGGUUUGUGGGCCCGCGCACGGCGGCUGCCGGGGUCCGCGGGGUCAGGGCGAAGCGUGGCCGCGGCGAGCGGAUCGGGUGCCUCGGGCACGGACCGCUACUGCAUGGAACUGCUGCGGAAACGAGAUUAUGAAGGCUAUUUAUGUUCCCUGCUAUUCCCUGCAGAAUCCAGAAGCUCUGCCUUUGCACUGAGAGCCUUCAAUGUGGAACUGGCUCAGGUUAAGGACUCAGUCUCUGAGAAAACAAUUGGACUGAUGCGAAUGCAGUUUUGGAAAAAAACCGUGGAUGAUAUAUACUGUGACAGUCCACCACAUCAGCCUGUGGCCAUUGAACUAUGGAAGGCUGUCAAAAGACAUAAUCUGACUAAAAGAUGGCUUAUGAAAAUCAUUGAUGAAAGAGAAAAAAAUUUGGAUGACAAAGCAUAUCGUAAUAUCCAGGAACUGGAAAAUUAUGCUGAAAACACACAGAGCUCUCUUCUUUAUUUAACACUAGAAAUAUUGGGUGUAAAGGAUCUUCAUGCAGAUCAUGCUGCGAGUCAUAUUGGAAAAGCACAAGGCAUUGUCACUUGCUUGAGAGCAACGCCCUAUCAUGGUAGCCGAAGAAGGGUCUUCCUUCCCAUGGAUAUUUGUAUGCUGCAUGGUGUUUCCCAAGAGGAUUUUUUGCGGAAAAGCCAAGAUAAAAAUGUGAGAGAUGUGGUGUAUGACAUUGCCAGCCAGGCACACCUGCACCUAAAGCAUGCAAGGUCCUUCCACAAAAGCGUUCCUGCGAAAGCAUUUCCUGCUUUUCUUCAGACAGUUGCUCUGGAGGACUAUUUAAAGAAAAUUCAACAAGUGGAUUUUGAUAUAUUCCACCCAUCUUUACAGCAGAAGAAUACGUUACUUCCGUUAUCUGUGUAUAUUCAGUCAUGGAGAAAAAGAUAUUAAAAUAAUUUCCGGCACUGAUACUUACUUUUAUUAGUUUUACAAAAGCAGACUUUUUGUAUUAGUUUUACAAAAGGGUUCUUGUUUAUAAACAGCAGUAACUAUUUAAGGAGAAAAUUAAUUUAUUGAAUGAAUGUAUAGGUCACAGGAUUGAUGAGAGGUUGUUAUGGGGCCAGGGUGCCAAUUUCUGUCGUGGCCACCGCCAUCGUCACCACUAGCCCAGACAGUGUCUGCUCUGCCAUCGCUGUAAAGUCAGAGCCUCAGAAGGGAGUAUCGUUUUUGCUGUGCCUAGACUGCAGGCCACCAGAGGGCUUCCGCCAGCAGAGGGCAGGGGAAGGCGGGUCUCCUCCCUUCCUCACCUUUAAAGAACAGGGAAGGGGGCUCAGGUUGUGCUAGUUUUGCAUGCUGAGCAGCCAAAACUCAGGCAUCCAGUAAAGCCGGGAAGUGCAUUUAUUUAGGAAUCAAGGAGAGUGAAGUUAAUACUUGAGUGUCAGUUGCUUUGUUCUGGGCUCUAUAUCUCUCUAACAUUUAAGCUUUACCACCCUGUGAAAAUUUGUCCAUGAUGAUAAAAUGACUUCUUUCAGGCAAGGCAACUGGCUAUCGAGAACUUGAACCUUGGAGCUCCCGUCGCGGCUCAGUGGUUAACGAAUCUGACUAGGAACAAUCAAGUUGCGAGUUUGAUCCCUGCCCUUGCUCAGGGGGUUAAGGAUCCAGUGUUGCCAUGAGCUGUGGUGUAGGUUGCAGAUGCAGCGUGGAUCCCGAGUUGCUGUGGCUCUGGCGUAGGCCAGUGGCUACAGCUCUGAUUCAACCCCUAGCCUGGGAACCUCCAUAUACUGCGGGAGGGGCCCAAGAAAUGGCAAAAAGACAAAAAGCAAAAAAAAAUAUGUAUAAAUGUAAAUUAACAAAAUUGUGUUGAAUAGUCAUUAAGGGGAUACUGCAUUUUUAAAAACGAGUGUACUAGUUGAGCUUCCCAAUAAUAAGCACUGUAUUAUAUCCUUUCAUCAGCGCUCUCAUUUGAUCUUAAAAACCCCAUGAAAUAAAGAUUUUAUUUUUUUGAUUUUUAGGGCUGCAACCUGAAGCAUAUGGAGAUUCCCAGACUAGAGGUCUAAUAGGAGCUAUAGCUGCUGGCCUACACCACAGCCACAGCAACGCCAGAUGCUUAACCCACUGAGCAAGGCCAGGGAUCCAAUCCGCAACCUCAUGGUUCCUAGUCAGAUUCAUUUCCGCUGUGCCAUGUCAGGAACUCCAAGAAUUUUUUUGGUGAUUAAAGUUUUUCAACUGUAAAAUAUAUACUAGUUAUAGGAAGCCAAGAUUGUUUGCAUUGCUAGUAAUUCCUAGUCUAGAUACCGACUUGGAAUGAAUGUCUGACUCCUAAGACCAAGGUUAUGCCCUAGUUUCCUUUUCCUGCCUUUUCCGUCGUCUUGUCUCCUGCCCAUUCCCUCCUCUGUUCUACCAUUUCUCCAUCUCAUCUCAAGGCUCUGGUUCAGUGUCCCGCCAUACCACCCUGAACACGCCUAAUCUCCUCAUGCCUUUGGUUUCAGCUAUGAAUUGGUGCCUACUUCAGAUGUGAAUUAAUGAUGACUUAAAAUACUACAUUUUUGCAAAUAAAACUGAGAGCUGCCUAAGGGCAAGAAUACAUUGUUUUAUUCAGCUUGGGAUUUCCCCCAGUACCUAGAAUGGAUUCUAAUAUAGAGCAAAUGGAGAUUAAUAAAUGUGUAAAUGAAUGAACAUACAAUGCAGUUGUGUAUGUUCAUGUACUUUUGGCUUAUGCUGGUGCUGAAGAAAUAUCGCCUUGUUUAACCUUGUGGCUUUUCAGAUCUAAAGCUUAUCUAAAAGAGGCAAAUCCAAGGAAAUAGGGCACAUUUCCUCUUGGGAUUUUGCAUAGUCCAGAGUGAAAAGUUCGUUAGAGACAGUCUUUAUUAGUAAGCAUUGUCUGUGGGUCUUAGCAGGUUAAAUCUGGCAAUAAUUAUCUGCUAAGCAUUUUAGUUCCUGUCUAAGAAGGGUUUAAACACUCAGGGGUUACUGGAAUCUUCACUGGCUCACAAGCCAAUUUACUAUUAAGUAAAUAACUUUAAAAUACUGUCUAAGCUGUUUUAAAUUUGAUGCAUAGAGAUUUAGAUGAACUGAAGUUUCCCAUCUCCUAGAGAUUAAGAUAGGGUCUUAUUCAGUGACAUUUACUAUACUAUUAAUUUCCUGGUAUAAAUGAUACUCCCUUAGAUGGUGCCACUAUUGUUUUUUGUUUUUCAGCUCUCUUUUUUUAUUAGAAUAUUUAAAGGGAUCAGAUACAUUUUCGAAUCAUUUAAGAUGUAUUUUGAUGUUGAAUAGGUGGAAAGCAACAGAUAACAAAUGUUAAGUAUUGAUCUCAAUGUAGGUAAAGUUGCAUAUCCUAAAAUACAUCUGGGUCAUUCUCUUGCAGUGCAGCCAGUUAAGGAUCUGGUAUUGUCACUGAAACAGCUUGGGUCAGUGCUGUGGCACGGGUUCAAUCCCUGGCCCGGAAACUUCCACAUGACAUGGGUGCAGCCAAAAAUAAGAAAUAAAGUACGUUUGAGUAGUCCCAAUUAGCUGGCAAUAUUUUUUCUGUCCUUUUUGUUAAAUCUCUCCUCUUGAUGAAGUUAAGAUAUACAAUAGCAGUUACCACUUAGCAUGAACUCGAACAGGUAAUGUGCUCUGUACUCUUAUUCUUUAAUCUUCAUGGAGAAGUAGGUCUUUAUUUUCCUAAUGAUAAAACUGCCUCAGAGAUGUUAAGUUCAAGGUCAUUCAGCCAUUAGAACUAGAACUGGAUGCCAAACACACAUUAGGUCAAUACUAAAGCCCACAACCCAUGUAUUUUUACCAUUCUUGAGAUGUAAAAUAGUGAAGUUUAAAAGCUGAAGGGCACAACUUUUUUCAGGACUAUGUAUAACUACAUAAAUUUUAGGUACAAAUUAGGUUAAAAAAAAGUAUAAAUACUACAAAAAUUCCAACUACAAAUUAAAUGAAAUAACUGAAGUAGAUAUUAGAUGCUGGUCACUGGGUGUCUCUACAGGAGGGACACAUAACCACUUUGGAGAUCAGUUUCCCCAAAGGAGGGACCAUGUGAGGAGUGACAGGAAGGUUGGGUGGGAGGCGGGGUUUGGGAAGGGGGUGCCAAUGUGGGGAGGUCCUGGAUGAGGGAGCGUAGGAAUAAAGGCUAAGAGGCAGUACCCAUAGCCUGUAUCAAGACUCAGUAAAAGAAGAUCAUGUAAUAGCCAGAGCUCUUAGGAAGGAAUAAAAAAGUGACCACCUCUCCCGUUCAAGUGAAACUUUUGGAUUAAGAUCAAAGAAUUUGUGGAUUUUUUUUCUGGGGGGGUGGACACACCCAUGGCAUAUGGAAGUUCCCAGGCUAGGGGUUGAAUCAGAGCUGCAUCUAUACCACAGCUCAUGGCAAUGCCAGAUCAUUAACCCUCUGAGCAAGGCCAGGGGUCGAACCCUUGUCCUCAUGGAUGCUAGUCAGGUUUGUGACCCACUGAGCCACAAUGGGAACUCUCAAGAUCAAAGACUUUCGAGUUUAGAAUUCCUACUGUGGCACAAUUGUGUUAGGCCAUCUCUGCAGCACCAGGACGCAGGUUUGAUCCCAGCCCGACACUGGGUUAAGGGAUUGCACAGGUUGCAGUUGUGGCUCAGAUCUGAUACCUGGCCCAUGAACUCCAUAUACCAUGGGGCAGCCAAAAAAAAAAAAAAAAAAAGACUUUGGGCUUUAUAUUUUGUCUGCUUCACCAAAUCCUAGGUGUCCUUGGAUUUGUUUUUGCUCAUAUAAAUAGGGUUUCUCUGAAGGCUUUGUCCUGAUCGAUUGCCUUGUCCAGAAAGGCCACAGAGUUGUAAACAUACAGACAAUUAUUCAAAACAAAACAUUAUCCUACUGUUUGGAGGGCUAAUAAGCCACAUACCCUCCAGAAAUGGGAGGGAUGGAGGAGGUGAAUUGGAAAGAGGGGAAAGACGUGGGAGUGACUUUGAAAAUACCUUAAGAUACCUCACUGCCUUUCUCCAUGAAUGAACAUGUGCUUUUUGGGUAUAAACUGCAAAGUUGUAUCUAAAGAAUUAGGACCACUUCAACUGAGAACCAUGGUGGUAAACGGAAUAUGAUGCAACUUAAAGAUGGAUAUAAAUUUUUACAUCGAUCUGUAUAUGCCAGUUAAAAGAGUUCAAAAACAAAAAAGAAGAGUAUUUGACACAUUAUUAAAUAUGUAGCUCAUUCUGUAGUAUAAGCUGAAUAAAGGAAUUUCAAAGUUUA
Sus scrofa (pig) is the source of this 5277-nucleotide messenger RNA. RefSeq names its product NADH:ubiquinone oxidoreductase complex assembly factor 6 (gene NDUFAF6). Gene Ontology annotation, biological process: mitochondrial respiratory chain complex I assembly; biosynthetic process. The record is from RefSeq and is a predicted model, not a curated record. Gene Ontology annotation, cellular component: mitochondrion. NCBI's taxonomy places the organism in Eukaryota, Metazoa, Chordata, Mammalia, Artiodactyla, Suidae.